Molecule: messenger RNA, 4992 nt
Organism: Trifolium pratense (red clover)
Lineage: Eukaryota; Viridiplantae; Streptophyta; Magnoliopsida; Fabales; Fabaceae
Exons: 9
Coding region: 364-4605 (1413 amino acids)
Biological process (GO): signal transduction; protein phosphorylation
Cellular component (GO): cytoplasm
Molecular function (GO): protein kinase activity; ATP binding; protein binding
Source: RefSeq, a predicted model, not a curated record
ACUAUAAUACAACGCAGGAGAAACAAAAAAAAAAAAAAAAAUUGAAAUAAAAGCGGCGCAGAAACAAACACACACAGCAAUUUGUAGAGAGAGAAACAUCCCCAGAGCGAGAAAGUGAAAGUGCCGUCAUUUUCCCGGAAAAUUGAUUGGAAACAGAUUCAGACUCACCCAAAGAUAGCGUCUUAACACAAAUUCUAACCGCGUUCUUUCAUUUCAUCACUCAAAUCGCACUUUCCACUUCUAAAUUCUCUUCUUUUUUCCCUCAUCUUCAACCAUUCUGUUAUCAUCAGCAUUACUGGAAGUUUAGAACUUGUUUUUUACUCGUUCAGUAUUAUUCUGUUGUCAAGAGAAAAAAAAAAUGGCAUGAUGGAACAAUCAAGAUUCGACAAACAGCUUCAAUGCAAUACCAUGGAACCUAGAAAUGAGGAAAUCCAGCCUGGAUCUCAGUCAAUAAUGCAGGACUAUCUGGACAGCAUGUAUGCUAAUAAAUCAGACAUUAAACAAGUACGGAAUUAUUCAAUACAAACUGGUGAGGAAUUUUCUCUUGAAUUUAUGAGAGACAGGGCAAAUCUCACGAAGCCUGUAUUUUCAAAUGUCAGUGAUUCCAAUUCUACAACUAAUGGUAUGGAACCGAAAGGUGUUUUAGGCAUCAGUCAUGCAGGAUUUGAGAAUGGCUCUGGCGUUUCUAUGCUCCCAACGGUUGAUAGAGGCUUAACAGAGUUUAACAGACAGAGUACAUGGUUACAUGGAGACAGAAGCAAUUAUGGGUCAAUUCGAUCAACACCAAGAACUCUGUUGAAUCAAGACAGUGGUCAAUUUGGGCGAGGGUGUGGUUCUUAUGGUGGCUCGGAUUGCUCAUCAAGGAUGAUGAAGUGUCUUUGUAGCUUUGGUGGUAGAAUAUUACCAAGGCCAAGUGAUGGAAAACUAAGGUAUGUGGGUGGUCAGACACGUAUUCUUCGUCUGAGAAAAGACAUAUCUUGGCCGGAGCUUAGGCAGAGAGCAUUGUUAAUCUACAACCUGGUUCAUAUACUAAAGUAUCAACUUCCUGGGGAAGAUCUGGAUGCUUUGGUAUCUGUAUCAUCUGAUGAGGAUUUACAAAAUAUGAUGGAGGAGUAUAAUCUUAUAGAAGAUAGAGAUCCCCCACAAAAGCUUAGGAUUUUUUUGUUUUCAAUGAGUGAUUUAAAAGAUGCUCAGUUUGCUCUCAGCAGCAUUGGUGAUGAUUCUGAGUUCCAGUAUGUUGUUGCUGUUAAUGGCAUGGACUUGGGAUCAAGAAACAACUCAACCCCACUUGGUGUCAGCAUUUCAGCCAAUGGUAUACGUGAAUUUGACAAAAAAGCUAUUGAAAGGGAGACUAGUAAUGUUGCUCUAGAAUCUAUAGGUGUCAGGAAUGCGCCCUUGACUAACAAGUCUGACACUCCAUUGGCUACCAAGUCUCCACAGCAAGUAUUACCGACGUCUAUAGGUGUCCGGAAUGCUCCAUCGACUAACAAAUCUGACAUUCCAUUGGAUACCCGGUCUUCACAGCAAGUAUUACCGACAUCUAUAGGUGACAGGAGUGCUCACUUGACUAAUAAAUCUGACACUGCAUUGGAUGCCCACUCUUCACAGCAAGUAUUACCGACGUCUAUAGGUGUUAGGAGUGCUCCCUUGACCAACAAAUCUGACACUCCAUUGGAUACCCAGUCUUCACAGCAAGUAUUACCGGCGUCUAUAGGUGUCAAGAAUGCUCCCUUGACUAACAAACCUGACACUCCAACGAAUACCCAGUCUUCACAGCAAGUAUUACCGACGUCUAUAGGUGUCAGGAAUGCUCCCUUGACUAACAAAUCUGACACUCCAUUGCCUACCCAGUCUUCACAGCAAGUAUUACCGACAUCUAUAGGUGUCAGGAAUGCUCCCUUGACUAACAAAUCUGACACUCCAUUGGAUACCCAGUCGUCACAGCAAGUAUUACCGACGUCUAUAGGUGUCAGGAAUGCUCCCUUGACUAACAAAUCUGACAUUCCAUUGCCUACCCAGUCGUCACAGCAAGUAUUACCGACGUCUCCAGAUGCUUAUGAAACUGAUCAGCUGACUAAUGGUGACCAAAUGACGCAAUCUGCAGAAAUGAGUCCUCAAUAUGCUGUUCACCAUGGCCUUCAUCCCUCUCAUAACCCUGUUGUUGGUGAGGCUCCUAUUUCUAUGGCUCCACAUCUUUUGAACAAUCAACCAGCUAUUCUGAAUGAAGGCCAUCCACCUAGUGGAGUACAAAUUCAAAAAUCUGAACUAUCUACCUCACAGGUGGAAACUAUAAGGGAUAAUUCAGGAAAACAAGGGAGUGACCAUGGUAACAUUCUAUCCUUGGAAACCCCAGCCCCGUCUCCGUCACAGCCCUUUGAUGAUUACUUGAAAAAUAAUGGUCCUGAAGCAUCAACUGUAGUUAUGCCUGAGGGGCAUCUACCUUCGUCUCCUUGCACAAAAAAAGUUCCGCACCAUGAUUGUGAAGAGGCCUCUUGUACAUCUAGCAGUUCAGUUGUUCCUAAUUAUGUUGAUUCCCACUCCAAUGCAAUUGAUUUGAGUUGUCUUCAUCCUCCUCCAGUUCCUAAAAGAGUUUACUAUUCAGAAAGAGCUCCGAGGGAGCAAGUAGAGGUCCUGAACCGAUCCUCAAAGUCAGAUGAUGCGCACAGCUCGCAGUUUCACGCGUCAGAUUUGCUUUCCGAUAGCAAGCCAGAGGGUCCAGUAACAGAAUCUGGCGAAAACUUGCAUGAUGGUAAUCUGUUAGAUCCAGAUGAGAAACCAAGUAUUUCUGCAAAGCCCUUUCCCGCAGAUGACCGUACCGUUGACAAUGGGUUUGCCACCCAUCAAAUGAAUAAACUGUUGCUUGAUACAAACAGCGAGAUAAAGCCAAACCUAUCUGAGCACAUGGGUCCCAAGUUGAAGCAAGCCUUACUGAGUAACGAAGGAAUGAAAGACGUGGAAACUAAAGAUAACCAUACCAAGACCUUGUUUGAUGAAACCGAAACUAAAUGUGGUAAAUCAGAUCUUCCUGCUCUUCAUCAUGUUUCCUCUGUUGAGCGCCUUGAUGUUAUAGCAUCUAAUCUUCCAGAGAUUGAUUGGGGUGAGGCCUAUGGGAAGGAAUCUAAUGAUAACCACAUGGUGCAAGAACAACCUGUUUCUUUAGCUGGGAACGUAACAAACGAUGUUUCUCCAGAUUUUCCCCCAAAUGUUUCCAAGCAAGUACAAGGUGACAUUCUAAUUGAUAUCGAUGAUCGAUUCCCCCGUGAAUUGCUUUCUGAUAUGUAUUCUAAAGCAAUACUCCAAGAAGACCCCUCCAGUCACCCACUACCCGCAGACGGAAUAGGCUAUAGUGUAAAUAUGGAAAAUCACGAACCUAAAAGUUGGUCAUACUUUGGAAAGCUGGCACAAGGGCUUGACAAUGUUUCUCUUAUUGAUCAAGAUCAUCUUGGUUUUUCGCAUCAUGCUACACGUCAAACAACUGAUAGAGUUCGUCUAGAUCACGAGGAUUCCCACCUCAAUUUUGGUGAAGAAAAUCAGGACUUACAUAGAAGGAUUGGAGCAGAAACCCAUGUUCUGAAGUCCAAUUAUGAUCAAUCCCAACUUAAUGACACCAAAAGUAUGCAGUUCGACAAAAUGUUGGAGAAUGUAGGAGCACAAGAGUCUGGGUACAAGGAUGGGAAGUUUGCAACCAAAAACUGCAAUCUAUCUUCAGGAAAUUUUGAUAUCGGUUCAGUCCAGGUCAUUAAGAAUGAAGAUCUUGAAGAGUUGAGGGAACUAGGUUCUGGUACAUUUGGGACUGUGUAUCAUGGAAAAUGGAGAGGAUCAGAUGUUGCUAUCAAAAGAAUAAAGAAGAGCUGCUUCACCGGUCGAUCAUCUGAGCAAGAGAGACUGACUGCAGAGUUUUGGCGAGAAGCUGAUAUUCUUUCGAAGCUUCAUCAUCCAAAUGUGGUCGCAUUUUACGGUGUAGUACAAGAUGGACCAGGAGGAACAAUGGCUACUGUUACAGAAUACAUGGUGGAUGGUUCUCUUAGGCAUGUAUUACUUCGCAAGGAUAGGUAUCUUGAUCUUCGUAAAAGGCUGAUUAUUGCAAUGGAUGCAGCUUUCGGAAUGGAAUAUUUACACUCAAAAAACAUUGUGCAUUUCGACUUAAAAUGCGACAAUUUGCUUGUGAACUUGAAAGAUCCUUUACGGCCAAUAUGCAAGGUUGGUGAUUUUGGCUUGUCAAAAAUUAAACGAAAUACCUUAGUUACUGGUGGUGUACGGGGAACUCUACCUUGGAUGGCACCAGAGCUGCUUAAUGGAAGCAGCAACAAGGUCUCAGAAAAGGUUGAUGUCUUCUCCUUUGGCAUACUUUUAUGGGAAAUUUUAACUGGUGAGGAGCCAUAUGCCAAUAUGCACUAUGGUGCAAUUAUAGGUGGGAUUGUAAAUAACACAUUGCGGCCAGCCAUUCCAAGCCACUGUGAUCUCGAAUGGAGAACACUGAUGGAGCAAUGUUGGGCACCGAAUCCUGUAGCCAGGCCUUCCUUCACAGAAAUUGCAAGUCGCUUGCGCAUAAUGUCCGCAGCAGCUAGUCAAACUAAGCCACAGGGAAACAAGCCAUCUAAAUGAGUCAGAGAUAGCAUUAUUAUUGCUAUUCAUAAUUUCAAAUUUAAUUUAUUUAAUGGUACUCCAGGGAAGUUGUAGCAGGGUUGGUGCUAACCUUUAGGUUUUGAAUUUUUCUUUCUUUCAAAUAGAUUAGAUUAGAUAUAUACAUAAUAAUCUAAUACUGUGCCAGACAAAGAACUUGUUGUACACCAAUGCUUCAAUACAAGUGCAAAAUCAUCAUUUUCGUGGCUGCUUACUCUAUCUUAUCUACAAUUGAUAUCAUUCAUUGUGUUCUCUAAAGUGGGCUGUUCACUUCAAAGAAGCUGAUUUUUUUUCAAUGUGUUCUUCCACCAAAUCAAAAAUAGUUUUGUUAAUCCAUAUAAUAGCAGUUUGGGAGGAAAAAAAUGAGAC